Messenger RNA from Otolemur garnettii (small-eared galago), 2937 nucleotides. It is a transcript of the gene SLC22A12, whose product is annotated as solute carrier family 22 member 12. The transcript has 10 exons. Gene Ontology annotation, biological process: transmembrane transport. Gene Ontology annotation, molecular function: transmembrane transporter activity. Bases 404 to 2146 code for a protein of 580 amino acids. The record is from RefSeq and is a predicted model, not a curated record. Gene Ontology annotation, cellular component: membrane. NCBI's taxonomy places the organism in Eukaryota, Metazoa, Chordata, Mammalia, Primates, Galagidae.
CAAAGACCAAGGCUGGUGCCACCCCCAGAAGGCCAGAGAAGUUACUGUGGUUUUGAACCAUGCCUCCCUCAAGGCCGAGUUAAACUUUGACCGAGGAAAUGAUUACUAAACCCUAUUCCCUUUUCCUGGAGGUUUGGAGCAGCUGUGUCUCUGGGGAGAUGUUGGUGGCCUCCGGAUCACUCCACAAGUCUCAGUUGGAUUUGUCCCGAGUGACAGCCAGUGAACAGAUGCCUGGAAAGCCCCAAGUCAGCAAAGCCGGCGGUCUCUGACAUGCUACCAGCCACCCAGCGGGAGCAACUGCUGUGGGCACCCUGUGGGGCAAGCCAGUCCUUGCAUCAACUCCUUUGCCCGGGGCCAGCCUCUGUGAAGUGGGCACCACCUCUGGGCCCCUUGGCCAGGCUCCAUGGCAUUUUCUGAACUCUUAGACAUAGUGGGUGGCCUGGGCAGGUUCCAGGCUCUCCAGACGGUGGCUCUGGUGGCCCCCAUUCUGUGGGUCACUUCUCACAGCAUGAUAGAGAACUUCUCAGCCACCGUGCCCAGCCACCGCUGCUGGGUGUCCCUCCUGGACAACAACACAGCCCAGGUCAGCGUCCCCAAGGUCCUGGACCCUGGGACUCUUCUGACCAUCUCCAUCCCACCUGGCCCCAACAACGAGCCCCACAGGUGUCGUCGCUUCCGCCAACCCCAGUGGCAGCUCCUGAACACCAACACCACGGCCACCAACUGGAGCGAGGCAGCCACGGAGCCAUGCCUGGACGGCUGGGUCUAUGACCACAGCACCUUCACCUCCACCAUCGUGACCAAGUGGGACCUAGUGUGUGACUCUCAGGCUCUGAAGCCCAUGGCCCAAUUCAUCUACCUGGCUGGGAUGCUGGUGGGAGCUGCUGUGUAUGGCCCUGCCUCAGACAGGUUUGGGCGCAAGCUGGUGCUGACCUGGAGCUACCUUCAGAUGGCUGUGUUGAGCACUGCGACAGCCUUCGCCCCCACCUUUCCCGUGUACUGCCUGUUACGGUUCCUGCUGGCCUGUGCCCUCGUGGGUGUCAUGAUGAACACGGCCACUCUCUGUAGGUCCCUGACCUGCUGCCAUGUGGAGGUGGGGGGCCUCUAUGCCGGUUCCAGAGCUAACCCAUUCAGUCUUCUUGCAGUGAUAGAGUGGACGUCAGCGCAGGCCCGAGUCUUGGUGAUGACCUUGAAUGCUCUGGGCUUCAGCUUUGGCCAGGUCCUGGUAACUGCAGUGGCCUACGGUGUGCGAGACUGGAACCUGCUGCAGCUGUUAAUCUCAGCCCCCUCAUUCCUCUGCUUUGUGUAUUCAUGGUGGCUGCCAGAGUCAGCACGAUGGCUCCUCACCACUGGCAGGCUUGAGCGUGGCCUGCAUGAGCUACAGAGGGUGGCUGCCAUCAAUGGAAAGAGGACAGCAGGGGACACCCUGACCAUUGACGUCUUGCUGUCAGCCAUGCAGGAGGACCUGAGCAUGAACCAGGCUCCUUCCAGUCUGGGCAGCCUGCUGCACACACCAGAAUUGCGCCUGCGGACCUGCCUCUCCACACUGUGCUGGUUCGCCUUUGGCUUCACCUUCUAUGGCCUAGUCAUGGACAUGCAGGGCCUGGGCAGCAACAUCUUCCUGCUCCAGGGGCUCGUGGGGGUGGUGGAUAUCCCAGCCAAGAUCGGUUCCCUGCUGCUGUUGGGCUGCCUGGGACGCCGCCCCUUGCAGGCUCUGUCCCUGAUGCUGUCAGGGCUCUGCAUCCUGGGCAACGUGCUGGUGCCCCAUGAGCUGGGGGCUUUACGUUCAGCCCUGGCAAUUCUGGGGCUGGGCUGCAUGGGGACUGCCUUUACUUGUAUCACCAUCUACUGUGGCGAGCUCUUCCCUACAGUGCUCAGGAUGAGGGCAGUGGGCCUGGGCCAGAUGGCAGCCCGUGGGGGAAGCUGCCUGGGGCCUCUGGUCCGGCUGCUGGGGACACACAGGCCCGCACUGCCCCUGCUGAUAUAUGGGACAGUACCAGUGCUGAUUGGCCUGGCCGCACUGCUGUUGCCUGAGACCCGGAACCUGCCGCUCCCUGACACCAUCGAAGACCUGCAGAACCAGGCAGUAAAGAAGGCCACGCAAAGUUCACAGGGGCACACUGUCCUGCACUCUACACGGCUCUAGCUUCCUGGAAGCCCACUAUGGCUUGGAGGAGAGGAGGAAGAGGUGUAGGAAGAAGAAGAAGAGACUUCUAUCCUCUGGAGAGGGCAGAGGGAGAACAAAAGCCUCGUUUCCAGGGGCUGUCCUCUGGGGCCCUCACUCUCCCAACCAGCUAUCCCCUCCAGCCGAGCCCUGCCCCUCCCAUUGUAUGAGGAGCCAUCUUCAACACCCAAGGGGCAGAGAGCAGUUUGGUUGACAGGAUGUACCCAUCACUCCAACCCUCUCUGGUAGCUGGGAAAGGGACAGAGGCCAAAACCAAGAGAAGGGCUGGCCCUGUUCACAACAUGCUUCUCACUGCCCACUGUCCACCCAUCCACCUGCAUGAAGCUGGGAGCUGACCAUCACCCGUGGCCAAGACCUCCCUUGACUCCACAACAGCAGUGGUCUCAGCUCCUCAGGUUCACAUGGAGGCCUUUGGCAGCCCAUCUUGGCUGCUCUGGCCCCUCCCCACUCCUGUGCACACCCCAGCCAUACGCCCGCUAUGCCCUUAACAUAGUCCUCACACCCAACAAACUCCACUCAGCCUCCGAUACCCAGGACAGUGACCCACCUUCAGGGGUCCAGGGCCAGGCUGGAGGUAAUGAUGAAACUCUCACUCACAGUCACUGCUGCACCAUGAUCACCCUGCCAGCCUGCAAGUUCCCAGAGGGGUGAAGUGGUCCCAAUAUCCUAUGUCCCUGCUCCCACCUAGGACAAGGCUGGAGGUGCACUGGUGUGAGGAUGGAAUAAAGAGCGAAUAAAGGAACCCCCCAAGA